AUGUUAGAACAGGAGAAUCAACAAGAGAAGUCUGGUGAUAACGGCACCAACCCGCAGCCUGGUCCAUCCGCACCCCGAUAUCUCCAGAUGGAAGACCACUUGUGGGAGUAUCCGAGGGACGAGGGUGAAGCGUGCUACGAUCAGCACUACGAACAAGGGGAGACUUACGAUUACAAAGAUCCCGAGGAUGUGAACUUUCCAGACACGGCCGAAGCAGAAAUGGCAGGAGACAGCAUAAUGUUGAAACAGGAGGAUCAACGUGACAUAGGUGAUGCCAGUUCCGGUAACAGUACCGACCCGCACCCUGGUUCACCUAAACCCAGAUACCUUCAGGUGGGAGAUCACAUGCUGGAGUACCCGACAGACGAGGGAGAGACGUGCUACGAUCAGCAUUACGAGCAGAGGGAGCCGCACGUGUAUGAAAAACCCGAGGAUGCUAGCUCUGCGGGCAUGGACGGUGCAGAGAAAAUAGCCGAAAAGAACGCAAAUAAAAUGACAGAAGAGGGAGAUCGCCACGCGACAGGAGAUGACCCGGAUGCUGCCGCUUCUGGUAAUAGCGACACCGACCCGCACCCUGGUCCAUCCGUAGUCCGAUGUCCCCAGGGGGAAGAUCACAAACCGGAGGAUCCGAGAGACAAGGACGAGACUGGUUCUCAUCAGAACUUCAAAGAAGAGGAUCCCGGCGAGAACAAAGAACCCGAGGACGUGAGCUUCGCAAAGAAGACCAGAGCCCGUGUCAUGGCGAUGUGGGGUAGAGCAAAAGCUAGUAAAGUUCUGUGGUUUAUCCUGGGUCGUGGACUCUUGGUGAUAGCAUUAAUUGUCAGCACUGCAACCCUGGCACAUAUCAUUGGAUCUAGAAUAAAAGAGAGAGAGCCACACCAUGGCAAUGAUCAUGAAAAGGCCGGGGACCCUGGCACUCCAUUGCUGAUGACAACCUUUGGGAUCAUGGAGAACAGCUCGCAGGUUGGUCAUUCGACCUCACCCUUCUCACCAUCGGACGCAGAAACAAGAGAAUCACCUACAAGGUUUGGUCUAAACGUCGACACCUUACCGGUGACCGUCACAUCUCUGCCAACCACAGGUAUCACAUCUCUGUCAACCACAGCUCGAUGCCAAGGUGACUGGAGUGAAUACAAUGGUCACUGCUACAAGCUGAUGACGGACAAAGUCAACUGGUUUAAGGCAAAUGAGCAAUGCAAACAACAUGAUGGAAACCUUGCUUCCAUCAUGGACGAAGCCGAGACCCGCUUUAUCAAAGAUAUCAUCAAAAGUGCCCCUAGCGGCUUCAACCCAUCCGUUUGGCUGGGACUACACAAAGACAGGAAUUGGAAAUGGUCGGACGGAUCUCCUGUUACCUACACCAACUGGGGUCCGGGGGAACCCAACAAUUUUUUCCUGUUCCGUGGGAUAGAGGGAGAGAAAUGUGCCGGCGUGUACUUCAAGACGGGAAGAGAUUUCUUCAUCGGUCCACAUCGGAAAAUGGGACAAUGGAACGACUUAAACUGCAACAAGGAGUUCUCAUUUCUUUGCAAGACUCUUAAUUAGCAAUGUCUUAUUGUUUUCGAUUUUUAUUUCUUUCUGGCAUUGUUCCUCAACAGCUAAUUUAAUUGUUUGAAUACAUAAAAUAAACUACUAAAUCCAAUUUUUGUUGAUUUUGCUGAUGACCCGCGAAGAGGUAAACAUACAGUUAACAUGCUAAACGUUAUAUAAACACAAAACCUUUCAAACUCGCAAGAGUCACUCUAAGUCAAUGACGAAAUAAGAUGGAUUGUAUCUCCAAUGUGCAACCAACUUAAUACAUAUUAUAAGAAUGAAAAUGUUGUCUUUUGUAUUUUAAGGCUGUAUUUUUGGCUCUGAGCAGAGAUUUGUAUCAGAAAACAUUUCAAGAAUUCUACUAAAGGAUGUUUACGUAGGCUUGCAUUGUAAUGAGAAUAUUGCUCGACGUACGUUUCUCGAUCUACUUCAUCCAGUUCGAAUUUGAAUGCCGGGAAGUUAUAGCUUAUGACCUUUUCAUCUAGAAGACCGGUUGUUACAGAUGUGUGCAGCAGCUCAGUAGUAGAACCAUCAAAGGUCCAGUGUGGCCGAUUUCUGAGCAUAAGAAUAAAAACGCAGAAAAAAAUGUAGAAAUUUGCACCGGCCAAGGGAUAUAGUAAUGAAAAUGGCACCAUCCCUACCCAUCUGAUUGACACGCCAAGGCGUCUUCAACUGUAACCUACAUGCAUGUGUCCAUAGACAAUUCUUAUUACAUCAUAGUAUUGGAGAAUAAUGGUGUUUUUUAACGAUUUGUAAAAAAGAUAGUUCAUUGUAGCAACAGAAAUGCGAUCUUGAUAAUCUUACCUAAUAUUAAUUGAUGUUCGGCUCUUGUCGUCUCGGCAGACGGUCGACAGCUUCAGUCAGGGCCUAAUUGAUAAUAUUUAUACCAAUGCUAAUAAUGAAUAAUAAAGAUGAAAAUUAAGAAGGACAUUUUCAGUCGGAAGUUCUAAUUAUAUCACUCAUAAGCAAUAUACUGCAUGGUCCAUCAUUUAAAACAAAUGAACAAACAUUUGAAGUAAAAAAAAAUCACAAGUCUGAUAUAAUGUACCUUGAUCAAAUAUA
This is a messenger RNA of Branchiostoma floridae (Florida lancelet), 2595 nucleotides long. RefSeq lists its product as uncharacterized. The transcript has 8 exons. The record is from RefSeq and is a predicted model, not a curated record. The coding region runs from base 1 to 1545 and encodes 514 amino acids. NCBI's taxonomy places the organism in Eukaryota, Metazoa, Chordata, Leptocardii, Amphioxiformes, Branchiostomatidae. Gene Ontology annotation, molecular function: signaling receptor activity.